This is a messenger RNA of Sitophilus oryzae (rice weevil), 974 nucleotides long. RefSeq names its product carbonic anhydrase 6-like. Gene Ontology annotation, cellular component: cytoplasm. The record is from RefSeq and is a predicted model, not a curated record. The transcript has a single exon. Lineage: Eukaryota; Metazoa; Arthropoda; Insecta; Coleoptera; Curculionidae. The coding region runs from base 152 to 934 and encodes 260 amino acids. Gene Ontology annotation, molecular function: zinc ion binding; carbonate dehydratase activity.
ACAAUUAAUUUUUGUCAAUGUCACACAAUUUAAUUGUGUUAAACAUCUUCAUUCUCAAAACAUGAUUUAAAAUAAACAAUACUAAUUCAUUAUUAAAAAUUCACGGUGAAGAAACAUUAAAAAAACAAGAUUUUUGCUAAUAAACCGAAGAAUGAAGACGUUGUCCCAACAGAAUAUUGCUAGAGAAGAACACUGGCCAAAAGUUCACUGUAAAAAAGGACGCCAACAAUCACCAAUAGCUCUAUCACAAAAAACGUCCUACUUAAAGAAUUUGGAACCCAUAAAGCUAGAAAACUUUGAUCAAGAUUACAUUCUAGACGUCCAUCAUUUAACUGAUUUAGUAGUCCUAAAAAUCCCAGACAUGUGUCCUUGUAGUAAGCCAAAAAUAUCUGGUGGUGGCUUAACGCAAACUUACAUCUUGGAAAACUUACAUUUUCAUUGGCCUUCAGAGCAUACGAUUGAUGGUAUUAGAUAUGAUAUGGAAUGUCAUUUUGUACUGUAUUCAACAAAGUAUCGUACAUUUAAAGAAGCCCUAGCUCAUCCUUUUGCAGUCGCAGUAAUGGCCGUAUUAAAUUUUAAAACGAAUUAUACACAAAGUAACAAUUUUAAAAUAAUUGCAGAAGCCACGAAAAAACUAAAAGGUACAGGCACCAAACAGAGAACAACUGAGCCACUAAAAUUCAUAGACUUUUUGCCAUAUGAUCUAGAAAAGUUUUUUUAUUACGAAGGGUCGUUUAGUGUUCCUUGGUGUCCCGAAUAUGUUCAUUGGCUUGUAUUUAAGAAUACUGCUAAUAUACAAAGUUCUUACUACAUGGACAUGAAACAAAUACGAGGUGAAGAUGGUGAAUUAGUUGAAUCCAAUAAUAGAACAUUGCAGAAUAUUAAUGGAAGAAAAGUUAUUUUACGAACUAGAUGGUUUUAUAUAAAUAUUUAAUUUUUAAUGUAAACAUAUACGAGUGUACGACAAAAUGUGA